AGGCAAAAAUACUCAAGGGGCCACAUGAGAACCUGGAAAGUUAUUUAGAAGCAAUUGAUCAGCUGAGAAGUAAUAUUCGUUUUUUUAGCCACAAGAAAGGCUUUAGGAACAGUGAUGGGAUGCUUAACCAUGUGAAUAGCUUGCUUGCUAAAGCUAUAUCAAAGCUGGAAGAAGAAUUUAAGCAGCUAUUAGCUUCUUACAGCAAACCAGUGGAGCCAGACCGGCUUUUUGAUGGCCUUCCAAACUCACUGAGACCGUCGUCAGACCAAGGUGAUUCGGGUAUCAAGAAUCAUUCCAAUAACCACCAUGAGCAACAAAACAAUGACUUAGAUGCAACUUACACACUUCCUACACUAAUACCACCACGAAUUCUGCCACUUCUGAAUGAUUUAGCAGAGCAAAUGGUUCAAGCUGGCCACCAGCAACAGUUACUCAAAAUUUAUAGGGACACUCGGUCUUCAGUUUUGGAAGAAAGCCUCCGGAAAUUGGGAGUCGAAAGACUUGGAAAAGAUGAUGUUCAGAAGAUGCAGUGGGAGGUGUUGGAAGCGAAGAUCGGAAACUGGAUACAUUUCAUGCGAAUUGCUGUAAAAUUGUUGUUUGGCGGGGAACGGAAAGUUUGUGAUGAAAUAUUUCAAGGCUUUGAUUCUCUCAGCGAUCAGUGUUUUGCUGAUGUUACCACAAGUAGUGUUUCGGUUCUGCUUAGUUUUGGGGAGGCAAUUGCCAGAAGCAAGCGAUCUCCAGAAAAGUUAUUUGUACUUCUGGACAUGUAUGAGAUAAUGCGAGAGCUUCACUCAGAGAUUGAAAUGAUUUUUAAGGGGAAGGCUUGCAGUGAAAUUAGAGAAUCUGCAUUAGGUUUGACAAAACAGCUCGCUCAAACAGCUCAAGAAACAUUCGGUGACUUUGAAGAAGCAGUUGAAAAAGAUGCCACAAAGACUGCUGUUUUGGAUGGAACUGUUCAUCCAUUGACAAGUUAUGUGAUCAACUAUGUCAAGUUUCUAUUUGACUACCAAUCGACCUUGAAGCAACUUUUCCAGGAUUUUGAAAAUGGAGAUGGGACGGGCUCACAGUUGGCUUCCAUAACAAUGCGAAUAAUGCAGGCUCUUCAAACCAAUUUGGAUGGAAAAUCCAAGCAGUAUAAGGAUAUUGCUCUAACUCACUUAUUCCUAAUGAAUAACAUUCAUUAUAUGGUCAGAUCUGUGCGCAGGUCUGAAGCCAAGGAUUUGUUGGGGGAUGAUUGGGUGCAAAGACACAGAAGGAUUGUGCAGCAGCAUGCAAAUCAAUACAAACGGAAUGCUUGGGCAAAGGAUGACUUACAUGUCUUGAAUAGAAGUUAAAGCAUAAUGGGGAAU
Molecule: messenger RNA, 1349 nt
Organism: Carica papaya (papaya)
Lineage: Eukaryota; Viridiplantae; Streptophyta; Magnoliopsida; Brassicales; Caricaceae
Source: RefSeq, a predicted model, not a curated record